CGGUGAAUCUGACGACGGUCAAGCUCCCCGGAUUUACGACUGCACGUCUGCCUGAGAUUCGCCUUCCUCGACUAUUUAAGAGAAAUGCCGCCCGAUGCUUCGACGGCUUCGAGAAGAUCAGGUUUCCGACUAUUGCAGCCAUGGCGAACCCGGCUCUGUGGGCGUUGUUUUUCUUGAUUCAGGUGCCUCUGGUCGUGAUGAUUAUUUGGGCCACACGUUUAUGGCGCCGACACCGUCGUUCAGGACUCGAGGAAUUCUACCCCCAAUUUCGCCGACCCGACAUUGAAGCCGUGCGACCCAAGAAAGUCCGACCGGUGAUGAGCAGUGAAGAUGUGGAUCGUCGAUUCCCCACCGUGGGCUAUAGUGCCUGGAAGAGCGCCCACGAGACUCCGAGCCAAGCGAGCGCUCCUCGAGCGUCUGCACAAUUAGAGCGAACCACGUCUCGCGACAAUGACGAACCAGAACCCCCAAACAAACAAACAACGAUAAACGACGCCCACCAGAAUGAACCUCCUUCGCCGGACAGCGACUCAUAUUCCGUGUGUGCCAUCUGCGUGGACCAAUUCGACGCAAACGACGAGGUCCGGCCUUUGAGCUGUGGCCAUAUCUUCCACCCUGCCUGUAUCGAUAUGUGGCUGACCAAGCGACAAGCCUGCUGUCCUCUGUGCAAGACUGUCUAUGCCGGUCUCAGAGUGAGCUCAGAGUCAAACAGAGACGGCGAGGCCGAGGCAUCCACCAUGCCGGAACCCCCUGCAGCAGCCGUGGUGCGCGGUGAAAGAAUUCCUCGAGAGUCUUGAGAGGGAACCUAUCUCCCUAUGAAGUUAUGAAUCGCCAUAAUGAACUUUACCCCCUCGAGACGCACAUAGCCCAAACUAUGGCUCCUUGCAGUCCCCUCGCAGCCGGCUUUUCUACCAUGGCCAACAAGUGUGAGGAUUGCACACUUCCCUCCCUCACCAGGACAGCUUACUGGAUAGAAUGCCGGGCUGUGUCGGAUGUAGGACGCAUGAACUUGCCACAUUCCAGGGAUGCAGGUGCAUUUUGGACUGGACCUUAGAAAUCUCGCUAAGGUCAUGUGGCUAUGGUUGUCGACGCCAUUCGACGGAUAUCCCUAUUUUUGUUUUUCCCUUUUCGUACCUUUUUUGACUUCUUCAGCAUGUUGUAUUUGUAUUCGAGCGAUUGAUCUGUCGGCAAAUACCAGGUAUUUAGACGAUAGGCUGUUUUUAUGAACACAGAACCUUUUUGGGCUAUUUCAAUCCUCAGUCUGAAAGUCUUCUCGAUCAAUU
Molecule: messenger RNA, 1283 nt
Organism: Aspergillus steynii IBT 23096
Lineage: Eukaryota; Fungi; Ascomycota; Eurotiomycetes; Eurotiales; Aspergillaceae
Product: E3 ubiquitin-protein ligase RNF103
Exons: 2
Coding region: 141-797 (218 amino acids)
Biological process (GO): protein ubiquitination
Molecular function (GO): ubiquitin protein ligase activity
Source: RefSeq, a predicted model, not a curated record